CCCUAUGGGCGGUGCGAAGGGUGAAGGUGGGUCCGGAUCCGCCCCUCUUCAGCUUCCUAUAAGGGCAGGGGACCCGGGACCUCAGGUUCACACACCAUGAGGCCGUCCACAAGACCGGGGCACUUCCUGCUGGCCCUCACGUUGCUCUGCACCCUCCCGGGGCUGGGGCGCCCCCUAACCUGCGAGGUGUGCAAGGGAUCCGGGCCCACGUGCAGCGGGAGAAUGAAGACGUGCGAGGCCGGCAAGGACGCAUGCGUGGUCCUGGUGGGCGAGUCCAGCACAAAGGGCAGCCAGUCGGUGGGCACCCUCAAGGCCUGCGUCAAGUUCAGCGACUGCUACUCGGGCUUCGUGUCCACCACCAUGAGCCGUGACGACUACAUGGUCUCCAAUGCUCACUGCUGCCAGACUGAUGGCUGCAACCAAGGCUCCGUGCCCCCCCCCCAGAACAACCGAACCGAGAACGGCCGCAUGUGCCCGUCUUGCAUAGCGCCCUUCCAGGAGACGUGCCCGGGCACCCGGGGCGUCCGCUGCGUUGGCCAGGAGACCCACUGCAUCUACUUCGCCGGCAACGUGCAGGCUGGUAUCUUCAACACCAAAUUUGCCACGCGGGGCUGUGCCACAGAGAGCGCCUGCUACACGAAGGCUGGCGCGGAGGUGCCCUCGGCCUCGUAUCUCUAUUUCCUGCGGAGAGCCGACUGCCUGCCAGCCCCCUGGCCUCCAGGCAGGGCCGAGUGAAGAACCCGGGUGUCGGUUCGUCCUCAGCCUGCAGCUCCCCGUGUGCCUAUAAAGGAGACAGAUUCAUAGAGCGA
Messenger RNA from Oryctolagus cuniculus (rabbit), 809 nucleotides. RefSeq names its product phospholipase A2 inhibitor and LY6/PLAUR domain containing (gene PINLYP). The record is from RefSeq and is a predicted model, not a curated record. Gene Ontology annotation, cellular component: extracellular region. Gene Ontology annotation, molecular function: phospholipase inhibitor activity. NCBI's taxonomy places the organism in Eukaryota, Metazoa, Chordata, Mammalia, Lagomorpha, Leporidae.